UCCACUCACUCCGUCGCCUCCUCUCAUCCCAAAUACCACCACCCAAUCCACUCCCACACCGCACGUCCGCACUCCACCCACACACUCCCUCACCAUGGCCGCCCAGCUGACAGCCGCGCUGCCGUCCUACUCCCCGGCCACGACCAAGGCCGCCGCCGGCUCGUCCCCGUCCAGCCACUUCCUGGCCUACCCCAGCCGGCCGCGCAAUGUCCGCAAUGGCGUGCGCGCGCAGGUGUCGACGACCGAGCCGACCGCGGAGCCGGCCCCCGCGGCGCCGGCCAAGCCGGUGAAGAUCUCCAAGAAGCAGGACGAGGGGGUGGUGACCAACAAGUACCGCCCCAAGGAGCCCUACGUGGGACGGUGCCUCCUCAACACCCGGCUCACCGGCGACAACGCGCCCGGGGAGACCUGGCACAUGGUGUUCAGCACCGAGGGGGAGGUGCCGUACCGGGAGGGGCAGUCCAUCGGCGUGAUCGCCGACGGCGAGGACAAGAACGGGAAGCCGCACAAGCUCCGGCUCUACUCCAUCGCCAGCAGCGCGAUUGGGGACUUCGGCGACUCCAAGACCGUGUCGCUCUGCGUCAAGCGCCUCGUCUACACCAACGACGCCGGGGAGGUCGUCAAGGGCGUCUGCUCCAACUUCCUCUGUGACCUGAAGCCGGGUUCAGAAGUGAAGAUCACUGGGCCGGUGGGCAAGGAGAUGCUCAUGCCCAAGGACCCCAACGCAACCAUCAUCAUGCUCGCGACGGGUACGGGUAUUGCGCCGUUCCGCUCCUUCCUCUGGAAGAUGUUCUUCGAGGAGCACGAGGACUACAAGUUCAAUGGCUUGGCAUGGCUCUUCUUGGGGGUUCCCACAAGUGACACUCUGCUCUACAAGGAGGAGUUUGAGAAGAUGGUGGAGAUCGGCGGGGAGAACUUCCGGCUGGACUUCGCGGUGAGCCGUGAGCAGACGAACGCGGCGGGGGAGAAGAUGUACAUCCAGACGCGGAUGGCCGAGUACAAGGAGGAGCUCUGGGAGAUGCUCAAGAAGGACAACACCUACGUCUACAUGUGCGGGCUCAAGGGCAUGGAGAAGGGCAUCGACGACAUCAUGGUCGACCUCGCAGCCAAGGACGGGAUUGACUGGAUUGACUACAAGAAGCAGCUGAAGAAGGCCGAGCAGUGGAACGUCGAAGUAUACUGAUCAUCUUCAUCGUGCCAUUACCAUGGAAGGACUUGCAUGCAUAUGCUAAUGUUUGUCCCACCUAGUUUUCCUUUUUACUCCAGUUUGGUUGUGCAAAGCUCAAGCUUCGGCCAUAUAUACGCCUUGUAUUUAGCGACGACUGAGUGGCACGGCGAGCAUCAAAUGUUAAACCAAUUGUUGGCUCCUCUGAUGGAUCGAUCAAUGUAGAUAUUGACACACAUUGGUCCCGAGCUUACUCGAUCGUCUUCUCGUCUUUA
Molecule: messenger RNA, 1440 nt
Organism: Triticum urartu
Lineage: Eukaryota; Viridiplantae; Streptophyta; Magnoliopsida; Poales; Poaceae
Product: ferredoxin--NADP reductase, leaf isozyme 2, chloroplastic
Molecular function (GO): oxidoreductase activity
Source: RefSeq, a predicted model, not a curated record